Messenger RNA from Xyrichtys novacula (pearly razorfish), 729 nucleotides. The record is from the annotation of a GenBank genome assembly. Lineage: Eukaryota; Metazoa; Chordata; Actinopteri; Labriformes; Labridae.
AUGCCACAAACUCAAGUUAAACAAACAAACAAACUUAAAUUCAAACAGGACACAAACUCAAGUUCAACAAAAACCACAAACUCAAGUUCAAACAUGAAACUCAAGUUCAAAAACACCACCAACUCAAGUUCAAAAACACCACAAACUCAAAUUCAAAAAACACACAAAAUCAAGUUCAAAAACACCACAAACUCAAGUGCAAAAACAACACAAACUCAAGUUCAAAAAACACCACAAACUCAAGUUCAAACACAACACAAACUAAAGUUCAAAAAACACACAAACUCAAGUUCAAAAACACCACAAACUCAAUUGCAAACACGACACAAACUCAAGUUCAACAAAAACCACAAACUCAAGUUCAAACACGAAACUCAAGUUCAAAAACACUACCAACUCAAGUUCAAAAAGAACACAAACUCAAGUUCAACAAACACACAAAAUCAAGUUAAAAAACACCACAAACUCAAGAGCAAACACGACACAAACUCAAGUUCAACAAACACCACAAACUCAAGUUCAAACACGAAACUCAAGUUCAGAAACACCACCGACUCAAGUUCAAAAAAUUUCACAAACUCAAGUUCAACAAACAAACAAAAUAAAGUUCAAACACAACACAAACUCAAGUGCAAACACGACACAAACUCGAGUUCAACAAACACCACAAACUCAAGUUCAAACACAAAACUCAAGUUCAAAAACACCACCAACUCAAGUUCAAAAUGA